GUUGGUUUCGAGGACGUCGGUAAAAGGAUUAGCUAUCGGAGACCCUGGCCUUCAGUUCUUCUCAGUGGUGCAGUUCGGACUAACAAAACAAGAUACAAGCAGUUUGCAAAACUGUACUCUUGCCGGUGCAAAUCAUCAUCAAAGUUACUGGAUAGCGUUUUUAACGCUUUACAGCCGUAUCUGACAUUUCUGUGGUCACUUUUAAUUUCUGAUUUUAAUGCAUUUGCUAACGGGGAUACGUGUGUUGAUGGAAACAAAACCUGGAGGCAGUUUAACAUCUAUAUCUGGUGAUGAUAGUGCAUCGGACACGGGGAAAUGCUUGCGAACUGACAGGACAUGCAAGCGCAAGGAGAAGAACAGAGUUGCAGCCCAGAAGAGCCGAAAGAAACAGACAGAGAGAGCAGAUGUACUACACCAGGAACUGCAGGCACUGGAGCAGUCAAACGUGGCGUACGAAAAGGAAAUAGCCAUGCUUCGGCUGGAGAUCGAGCAAUACAGCUCCGCCCUGAAACGGCACGAGCCUCAAUGCAACCUCCUCAUGUUCUCCGCUCCGGAGACGCUGCUGGGCGCCCCUGCCCCUGCCCCGGCUCCUGCCCCUGCCCCUGCCCCGGUCCCCAUCCUCACCCCUGCAGCCACCCCCCCUACAGAGCUUUCCCUCCCUGACCUCCUGACCUCACUGGAGACCGAAUGGCCUCAAUAUUGGGACUCUUGGUAGAGAUAGAGGUAGUGUGGGUAAUGUUGUAAUGUGGAGUGAAUUAUUUAUGAAACAUCGAGCCCCGGCAUCAUGCUCCAGUGUAACAUAGUCCUAUUUAUAAACAGAAAAGUAACUUUCUGUUCGCGAUAUGUUCGGGUUUCUUGUGAAAUAAAUCACGCAUUUUGUCUGUAUUGCAGUCCACACAGAAAUGCCCAUACGGCCUAUCCAGUAUCUACUUUUCAAAAUAAACGCACAAAGGACACUUUCUCUAAACUUACCUUUCUGUUAAAGUGAAGGGAAAUGUCACACGGAUACUCAUCAGUGACUCAAGGCAAUUCAGGCACUUCCAAGUAAUGUGUAACAUGUACAACAAUAUCAGCAUAUAUUUAUGACACUUGAGCAUGAUGCUGGGUUGGAAACAUAUUGUAUGUACACUAAAUGUGAAAUAUUUGAUAUUCAAUGUAUAGUAUUAUCCUGGGCCGGCCCAGUGUAGCAUUAAAACAGAUGACCCUGGCCUGGGGUUGGUGUGAGAAAGACGGGGAGGAAAAUAAGCUUUCAUACAAGUUAAGAACAAGCAUUUCCUGUUUGUAUUCUUGUUAUUCAAGUCGUAAUUCUGUAAAAUAGCAUUUCAUGUAUAAAUAUUUGAUCAUUAUGAAAUAAAUAUAUUUGCCUACUGUAUAUAUUUGGCAAGUACUUACAACUA
Messenger RNA from Conger conger (European conger), 1397 nucleotides. RefSeq names its product basic leucine zipper ATF-like transcription factor 2 (gene batf2). NCBI's taxonomy places the organism in Eukaryota, Metazoa, Chordata, Actinopteri, Anguilliformes, Congridae. Gene Ontology annotation, molecular function: DNA-binding transcription factor activity, RNA polymerase II-specific; RNA polymerase II cis-regulatory region sequence-specific DNA binding. Gene Ontology annotation, biological process: regulation of transcription by RNA polymerase II. Gene Ontology annotation, cellular component: nucleus. The transcript is spliced from 3 exons. The coding region runs from base 218 to 715 and encodes 165 amino acids. The record is from RefSeq and is a predicted model, not a curated record.